Molecule: messenger RNA, 3501 nt
Organism: Lacerta agilis (Sand lizard)
Lineage: Eukaryota; Metazoa; Chordata; Lepidosauria; Squamata; Lacertidae
Gene: CSGALNACT2
Product: chondroitin sulfate N-acetylgalactosaminyltransferase 2
Exons: 8
Coding region: 618-2243 (541 amino acids)
Cellular component (GO): Golgi cisterna membrane
Molecular function (GO): glucuronosyl-N-acetylgalactosaminyl-proteoglycan 4-beta-N-acetylgalactosaminyltransferase activity
Source: RefSeq, a predicted model, not a curated record
GCAGUAGCAGCAGCAGCAGGAGGGGCUCCGUUUUGGGGCUCUCCCUUAAUUUUGCUGACUCAGAUUACAGAUUUCCAAGACGGAGGAGAGAGAAGCAUAAGCACCAGAGGAAAAUAUCCUGCAGACUGCCCAUGAAAAUUACUAUUGCUCAUAUAUUUAUGGCUCUUACAGGGGUGCGCAGAUAGUGAGAAAAAAUAUUUUUGAAAUGCCCCCACGGCUAUAAAUUGCGAGAUUCUUUUGCUUUAUAAUUAUCAGAAUUUGAUACGUUUUCAACUUGUCCUUGGAAUACAGAAGCAUAGCAAAUUCACUACACCUCCAAGAACGUAUGUUUAGACAAAUUGCCCUGAAAGUAAUGGGGGCUUUAUCUGACUGUUUAGACUGUAAAUGCUUGCAAUGAUGGAAGUUGUAGCAAUACUGGGAUUUGCGAUCUCUGCAGUAUUGCUUGAGCAAGACAACAGUUGCAAGUUCCCCCCCUUAUUUGCCUAACACAAAUGGAUGUAUCAGUAGAAAUAGUUUUGGUUCAGCUUACCAACAAUUGCUCCUUUCAGAAAAUACUAGCAAGACAUGACCAAAAACAUCAGCUGUUUUAGUUGGAAUACAACUUAAGUGCCGUAAGAAUGCCUAGAAGAGGCAUAAUAUUUCAAGCCAGAACUCGGUGGCUGUUGGUCGGUCUUGCCUUGCUGUUGAGUUUGUUGCUGUUUAUGUACCUCCUUGAAUGUGCUCCACAAACGGAUGGCAAUGGAUCACUUCCUGGCAUUGUAGGGGAGAGUUUUGGUAAGGAACACUACCAAGCCCUCCUGCAGGAGCAGGAAGAACAUUACCAAACCAGAGCUAUGAGCCUCAAGCGCCAAAUUGCUCAGUUAAAGCAGGAGCUUCAGGAAAUGAGUGACAAGUUAAAAUUGUUACAGGAGAAGAAAACCCCAAGAGUCAACAGCAUGGGCUAUCAAGGCACCAAAGAACAAGCACCCAAUGAUCUCCUGGAAUACCUGCAUUCUCAAAUAGACAAAGCUGAAGUGAGCAUGGGGUCCAAGCUGCCUAGUGAAUAUGGAGUCGUUCCUUUUGAAAGCUUUACUUCCAUGAAGGUGUUCCAGCUGGAAAUGGGGCUAACACGACACCCAGAGGAGAAACCUGUCAGGAAAGAUAAGCGAGAUGAAUUGGUGGAAGUAAUUGAGGCUGGCCUCGAGGUAAUCAAUAAUCCAGAUGAAGAAGAUGGUCAAGAUGAAGAUGACGGAAUAGGGGAGAGACAGCUUUACAAUGAAAAUGAUUUUAUAGAAGGUUAUUACCGUACUGAGAGAGACAAAGGGACACAAUAUGAACUGUUCUACAAGAAGGCAGAUGAUAUGGAGUACAGGCAUGUCACACUGUUUCGUCCAUUUGGGCCCCUAAUGAAAGUGAAGAGUGAAACUGUUGACAUCUCCAGGUCAAUAAUAAACAUUAUUGUUCCCCUUGCUGGAAGGACGGAGGUUUUUGCACAGUUCAUGCAAAACUUCAGGGAAGUGUGCAUUAACCAGGACAAGCGGAUUCACCUCACAGUUGUAUAUUUUGGACAUGAGGGGCUUUCUGAUGUCAAGAGCAUCUUAGAAUCAGUUGCUAGAGAGGCUAACUUUCAUAAUUACACCCUGGUUUCUUUGAAUGAGGAAUUCAAUCGUGGUCGGGGACUAGAUGUGGGUGCCAGAGCCUGGGAAAAAGGCGAGGUCCUGAUGUUCUUCUGCGACGUUGAUAUUUAUUUCACAGCCGAGUUCUUAAAUAGCUGCCGCUUGAAUGCUGAGCCAGGGAAGAAAGUUUUCUAUCCUGUGGUAUUCAGCCUUUAUAAUCCUGCCAUUGUCUAUGCUAAUCAAGAUGUGCCACCCCCUGUGGAGCAGCAGUUGGUGCACAAAAAGGAUUCUGGUUUUUGGAGGGAUUUUGGUUUUGGGAUGACUUGUCAGUAUCGAACAGAUUUCUUGGCUGUCGGGGGGUUUGACUUGGAAGUCAAAGGCUGGGGUGGAGAAGACGUCCACCUUUAUCGAAAGUACUUGCAUGGCGAUCUAAUUGUGGCCAGGACCCCAGUCCCUGGCCUCUUUCAUCUCUGGCAUGAGAAGCAUUGUGCCGAUGAACUGACUCCGGAGCAAUAUCGCAUGUGUAUCCAGUCUAAAGCCAUGAAUGAGGCCUCUCACUCUCACCUAGGGAUGCUGGUGUUCAGGGAGGAGAUUGAGACCCACCUGCGUAAGCAGGCGUACAGGACUAACAGUGAAGCAAUAGGUUAAAUGAUCCUCAGUGCAAUCCUAAGACUCUCGAGCUGCUAUGAACCAGCAUCGUUCUGAAGCCUUAAUUAUAACUCAGCUAAAAAAAUAAUGCAGUGCCUCUCUCUCGCUGAAGAUGAUUUCAGAGACCUUUCUCUGGCCAGCUGUUACCUACACAUUGCACCAGAUCAGGCACUUGAGCGAAAGGAAGCAUUUCAGUUUGCUUUUAACAUGUCUAACUGCAUGGGGGGGGGGGUUGUGGGAAAAGGGAACAAGAACAGAGUAUAUUAACGUUUCUGCAUCUAGAUUUUUCUUUUAACAUUUUCAUUUUUUCAGAUUUGCAUUAUGUGGGAAUAAGAGUCACAACUGAAUGAAAAACUGCCUUCUCCACUGCCUAUCAUUAUUCUGUGCUGCUUGCUUCACUGUAGUUUUUUUUUAGAAAGGGACACUAUAAGUACGUAUGCAUUCCGUGGGAAGAAUAAAGCCCUGAGGCAAGAGCCUGUGGAGAAUUAUAUGCAAAAAAACAUGGUAUGUUGUGCAGCCAGAAUCACUGAAUUCGCCUUAUUAACCAUCAGGUACAUAAAUCAACUUGCAAAAAUAUGUAUUUAAGGUAUUUAAAAGAAAGAACAUUGGACAGUUUACAAUAAUAUUGCAUUGCUGUUCUUUAUUGGAUUGUAAAUGAAUUGAUCUUGUAUGCUGUCUGCUUAUCCUAGCUACUGGCCAAAUAAAUUUUUUUUGCAUGUUUUGGGAUGUAGAAAGAAAUGCUGUCUUGAACAUAAGCAGUUCAUUUCACUGCCUCGUUAUUACACUUCUGAUAUCCUUUGUUCUUCAGGUGAGUGUUGAAGUCUCUGUCACUUGGGAGAGGGGACAGGAGAAAAGACGGCAAUCACUUGCUAACUUGGGGCUGUUUUAUUUUACUUUUGGCACUGGGCACAAUAAUGUCUCCUGCUCAGGCCCCAUUGAAACGAACAAGAGUUGCAGGAAAGCGGAGCUGUGCUUUUGUGCAGUCUCUUAUCCGUUUCAAAUGGGGUCUGCGACAGGAACACUGGGAGCAUUGUGCCAAUUGAAUUCGUGGGCAAUGAAAAUAAUACGGCUUUUAGCUCUGAAAGACUAUGUACUGUUUGAAAAUAGUUCUGGACACUGAUCUUUUUUAAAAACAUGUAAUUUGCCUUUAUAACAUUGUGAAGAACAAUGUAACUUGUCUGAAGUGGAGAGAAUGUAAUGCAAGUUGGCUUGCUGUUGUCUUCUCUUUAUAAUUAAAUUGAAUACUACUGUGUUUUAA